Penicillium canescens is the source of this 2943-nucleotide messenger RNA. It is a transcript of the gene znfA, whose product is annotated as putative C2H2 finger domain protein. NCBI's taxonomy places the organism in Eukaryota, Fungi, Ascomycota, Eurotiomycetes, Eurotiales, Aspergillaceae. Bases 262 to 2337 code for a protein of 691 amino acids. The record is from RefSeq and is a predicted model, not a curated record. The transcript has 3 exons.
CUUAGACUCUGUCGCGCCACUCUUCACUGCUCUAAAAGAGACAAAAGCUGGCCUUUCCACACUCUCAUCGCGAGGUUAACGGCCCGCUUAAAAAUCGGAGCUGGUUCCACGGCCGACGUUUGCACUCAACUGGAUUGGGUUACUGCUGCAAGGAUCUUGAUUUGGCCUGCUUAUUUCCCAUUGCCAUCUAGUUCGACCUCCGAUCUCAAGUCCAUGACGUCCAGCCCGUAUUGAUUCUUUGGGUUUAGCUCUGGCUCUAGAAUGGACUUUCGAUCUUCGCAUUCGAGUAUUUAUGAUUUUAGAGAUCGCCGUGCCUUCGAGAGAUCUCCAACCGCUAUGCCCGAGCUGUCAUUUGCAUCGCACGGUCCAUUACCUAUAGCUUCUCGAUCUACCAUGAACACUGCUCCGCCACCACUUCCUCCCCCUCCCAGGAUCCACGACCUGGAAAACGGGUAUGACGCUGGCUGGCAUCACGCAAAUUCGGAUUCUUCAACUUCUCUCCCGCCUAUCAACCCCAAUUCUAGCCUAUUUGGCGGCCAUCGACGACCCGAGGCUGCGCCGCAGAGUGAUCGUAUGCAAAUUGAUGAAUGUGAGGGGAGGCAGAGCGGUGCCCCCCUCUCGCGAAGCCCCGAAGCUCAGAUUAACAUUGAGCCGCCUCCCGCCACGGAGGGAUUACCAAGUUUAAUGUCGAUCAAUACGAAUCCGACAGGUCCAAUCCUGAGUGGCGAGCGCGACUUUUCCCUGCGGAGUGUGAAGGACUCAUCAAAUGCAUACGACCAACAUCUCUUAUCAAAAAUCGGAAAGCCCCUUUCGCCAAGGGGGUCUAUAAGUCUAGGAACAGAUAACCGAGGAUCACUAUCCGCACUCACCGUUCCAUCCGUUCCAUCAAGAUGCUCCAGCAAUCUCCCCUCACCAGGACCAUCAGAAGGAUCAACACUUGACGUGAAAUGGUACAACAGCCCGCAAUCAGGGGGCGUUUCGCCCAUGACUAAGCCCGGAUGGCGAGAACAUAUCGAAGGUCGAAGCCCAAGUGUGGAAAGCAACACACCAUCAACGGCGCUGGACUACGAUCAGGGAUCAUUGCGGGAUAUUGGGCGGCGGCGAUAUCGCGGAACGACACCCCAGCGGGAGGAUAGCAUCAGUCUACCGAGUCGAUCGAACCGCGGAAGUUAUGACCAUGGCAUGUUUUCGGAUAUUGAGGGGGAGUUCUCGACCGAUGAGCCGGCGCCACCGCGGCAGUUCAUUCUUCGAGAGCCCACUCCGCCGUAUCCGGAUUCAAGGCAGGGCAUGAAGCGACGGGCUUCUUCGCCUCCGCGGGAACCUCUGAGUGAUGAGAGGCAUACGCUGCAUGUUACGACGAGUAACGGCGAUUUGUCGCAGAGAAGGACUAGCGGUCAUCCAUUCAUGAAUACUCUGUCCGUCAAUCCCAAUUACCCCAUCGGCCAACGGACGCUCUCAGCUGCUUCGUCUUUGAGUAUCCGGACGUCGGGUUCAUAUUCGUCUACGCUUUCCAUUGGGGGUAGCAGCAUGACUAGCCUUUCCCCGUACGAUCAACGAUCACCGGGUGGUCUUUCCCCGAGCUCCGACCUCGAUACCUAUCACGAAAAAUCGAUCCUCAACCCUAGUUCCCCUGCAGCACUGAUCCAGCCAACAAUCGCAAGGGGUCUCCCCGGUCCAGCCUCCCUCGAACCGCCUACAACGGAUGCCAACGGGAAAUUGUCCGUGCCAACGACGAUCCUGAACGUUUCAAAACCCGCAACUUCAAAACUUGGCGGAUUAUUCAUCUGCGAUUGUUGUCCAAAGAAACCCAAGAAAUUCGACAACCCAGAUGACCUCCGCUCGCACGAAAUGGAAAAACAGUAUGCAUGCGCCUACUGCAACAACCGCUUCAAAAACAAAAACGAAGCAGAACGCCACCAAAACUCCCUCCAUCUUCGCCGCCACUCAUGGUCCUGCGCCGCCCUCAUCUCCUUCCAAGCUGCAUUCCACGCCUCAGGCGCCCAAUCCUGCCAAACAAACGCCGGUCCAUCGCACGAUACAUGCGGCUACUGCGGCGAGGAAUUCCCCAAUUUCCCUUCGCCGGAUUGGGAUGCCCGGUUCGAGCAUUUGACUACUGUGCAUAAGUAUGGGGAGUGCAAUAAUGCUAAGAAGUUCUUCCGGGCCGAUCACUUCCGGCAGCAUUUGAAGCAUAGUCAUGCUGGUACGAGUGGGAAGUGGACGAAUAUUUUGGAGAACGCUUGUAUGAAGGAGGAGCAGCCUGAUAAACCCCGGGAUCAGAGCGGGAAUGGGAAUGGGUCAGCGGGGGUCUGUCGUCGAAUGCUAUUACCGAGGUUCUGAGUGAGCAAUGACCUGACCUAUCUGUGUCUUGUCAUUUGAUAUCACGGAUUUCGAUAGUGACCAAAAGUUGGCACGCUUAUCUCUACAAGGGACCUGUGGACUUGUCUGAACAUCGACAAGGAUCAAACGUGCCGCCAUCCUCAUCUCACAUAUGUUGCUAAAACAGUAUCACCAUCAUCACCGCCACCACCUCACUCAACAUCCGACCAAAGACGACACACAAACUUCUCUCACACGGCCUCAAACGCACCAAAAAGUGAAAUCAAAACAAACACCUCGCCCCAAAAGCCCCUAGGGCAAAUACCAAAUAACAAAUAACGAAGUGAAACGAUCAUUUGAAAUUAAACCUUCCAAUCCAAUCCAAAUGGAAAGACGAAGGCAAGGCAAAGGGAGUUGGAACAGGAAACUGGGCUGGGAUCUUUUAAAGCUGUGAAUUGGAUCAAAUACUCUGUGUAUACCUGGUGCAUUGUCCGGGAGGAUUCUUCAUUCUCAUUGUCAUUGGACAUCGGUGGAGUCGGUUUAUGUUCAUGGUUUCUUUUCUAUUGAAGCGGGAGGGAAUUGAUAUUACAGUAUUUUCUUCUGGUCUGUGUGUUCUCUUCUUUUUUU